Molecule: messenger RNA, 5096 nt
Organism: Plutella xylostella (diamondback moth)
Lineage: Eukaryota; Metazoa; Arthropoda; Insecta; Lepidoptera; Plutellidae
Source: RefSeq, a predicted model, not a curated record
AAUAAACGUCAUACAUUUCCAAAUUGAAUCAAUCACAUCGGAGAGCUUUUAUCUCCAAAGAACAAGUGCUAUUUUGGAGCUUAAACCGCGGAGUAGGGAGGGGGAGGUUAUAAAUACGUGUUCGGGUUUGUUCGGGUGUUUCCGGAGCGACUCGGGCGCCGCCGCCGCAGUGCGCCGCCCGCCCCAGCGAUGCGCGCGCGCCCUGGGCGGAUUCCGUUUACCGGUGCGGAUAACCUGAAAUGUACAGGCAUAACAAAUUAAUUUAUCGAUUUAAUAAUCCCAGUUUGAAUUGCAUAUAACGCGUCAGGAAUUUAAAUAAUACUGUACGGUACACUUAAAGUUUUUAGUGAAUGAAAGUUUUCAGGAAGUGUGUCGUUAGGUUGUUACUAUGUCGUUACAGUUACGGAUUCUAAAUAGCAAAGUUUAGUGGCGUUAAAAGUGGGAAUGUAGGAUAUGUAAAUAGUGAGAGUCGUUUUGUGCUAAAACUGAAAGCUUUGAUCUUAUUUUGUAAGUGUAGUAUCUGCAGUUACGUGUGUGUUUAUACAAGGUUUUGUGAAAACCGUAAAUGUAUUCCGAAAUUUAGCCGGAAGUCCAUAAAACAGUACAAAAUUUGUGUUAACGAUACAAACAUAAUGCAUUCCGGAAACAUUGAGGAGCUGCGGGCGCGCCGACUGAACACGUGCUUUUAUUUUAAUUCAAAAAUAGUUUGAAUACCGGCGGCGCUGCACCAUGACGUCACAGAGAGGGCUCGAUGACGUCACCGUCUCCACCGCCGCGGAGGAGAAAGGGGACGAUAUUGAGAAUAAAGAGGUAGUGGAGCUUCCUCCGUCCGGCACUUCCCUUCACAAGCGGCGGCGCGGGGAGCCCCCCGCCAGCCUCACCGUGCACCCGCCCGGCGCGUCUGACGCGGAGGGGUCGUCCCCCCGCGCCCCCGCCCCCGCCUGCACCCCCGCCCCCUCCCCCAGCGACCUCUGCUCGGAGCCCGACGGACCAGACCCGGGCGCGCUCUGCGACUCCAUGCUGCAGAGGCUCAAAGACAAAAACGACGAGCUCUCGAAGCACGGCCGAGACAUCGCGUUCAAGACUAGAGACACCCUCGACGCCAUGGACCAGCUGGAGAAGCUGCUGGACCUGCUGGACCAGUUCGUGACGCUGAAGGAGCACAACGCGACCAUCCUGCGGCGCCUGCGCGAGGUCGAGCACCUCAAGCGCCUGCACGAGGCCAGGAAGAGGAUCUGCAUCGAGAACGAGAAACUCAAGACGGAGGAGAAAGAACUGCAGUUGAUCAACGAAGCAUUAGACGCUGACGUGGACCUCGAGUUCGGGCAGGCGCUGUUCGACAGCAUGCUGAGCGGCGGGAAGAACAUGAGCAUGAAGCGCAGCGGCUCCAAGUGGAAGAGUCACUCGCGGUUUCGCGGGUCCAUCCUGCGGAAGCAAAGGUCAAGGUCAGCGGGCGGCGAGGACAGCGACGCGCCCCCCACCACGCCGCUUCGGCGACGGUCGGAAGCUAUAUCGUCGAAAGAAGUCGACAAAUCGAAGGUCUCCAAGUGGACGCGAGUGAAAGCCGCAUUUCGAUGGGAGAAGGCCCAGUGGUCGCCGGGUGCUCUCGGGGGCGCGGCGGGGGCGGUGGCGGCGGGGGCGCUCGGGGGGGCGCUCGCGCUGGCUGGCUCCGCCCCCGAGUCCCCCGCGCCCACCACGACCCCCGCGACACCCGCACCCCCAACGACCCCCGCGCCCCCCGGGCCCCGUGAGUCCAGCCUCACCCCCGGUAGUGCCAUGUCGCUCACACCAAACUCCUCGUGUGAAGAGCUGAGGAUGGAUCCGGGCAGCUGUCGGAAAAGCGUGAUGCGAUGUGACGAGAACGAAAGCUCCUAUCUUCAUGCACCUAUACAGGACGACACCUCAACCUCCCCGUCGCCCAACAAGCUGCACCGCUCGCCGUGGGGCAAGAUGAGGGACAUCAUACAGACCAAGCGGGACUCCGUAAGGAAGAAGACCAGGGCGACCAAGAGUUCCCCGGACGUGGUCCCUCUGCGCCGGCGCUCGUUCUCCGACGGGGGGGACAGCGACGCGCCGCCCGCGCUCACGCUCACCAUCCCUUCUUCUGAGGAGCUCGAAUCGGAGCCAUCCCACCCGGUGCUCCGCAAACAGCGCUCGCUGGAGCUGUGCGCGCGCCCGCCCCCGCGCCCCCCGCGCGCCUCCAAGUGGAGCAAGGUGAAGCGGGCCUUCCUCACCGGCGCCGUGUCCGUGCCGUCCAGCCCCUCGAGACAUUCUGCGUUCUUUACUGAUGCAGAGACCGAGGGUCUGAGCAGCGGCUGCGAGGCGAGCGGGUUCAAGGAGGAGAUCGCGCGGGACUACGCCGCGCUGCAGUCGAGGCUCAGAAGAGAGUUCUCUGAUAGACAAGGAAAGCUCUAUUCAUCCCGUCCCGUGGCCACGGAGGAGCAGCUGUCGGCCGACUUCCGCAAGAAGCUGGCGGCGUGGCAGGCGCGGCGCGGCGCGCGGCAGCCGCCCCCCAUGCCGGCGCGGCAGGACCUCAGUGAUGACUUCCUCAAGAAGUGGGACGAGUGGAAGCGCAUGAAGGAGGCGGGCGCGGCGCCGGCGCGCGAGGACCCGCGCCCGGACGAGGUGCUCGUGCAGACCUCCACCGGGUUGUUCAAGUUUCAAGGCAUAUCCCGUCACUUCACGCGCAAGCUGCACGAGUGGGAGAAGUCUCGCGGCAUCGCGCCGGAGGCGUCCACGUCGGCCCUACUCCGGGCGGCCCGGGCGCAGCCGCCGGCGCUGGCGCGCGCGCAGUCGGCGGGCAGCGUGGCCGCGGCCGGACCGCUGCGGCGACACGCCUCCAGUCUGAGUGUCAAUGAUGCUGAUGAUAUUGAUUUGUUGUUUGAUGGGGAUGGGCAGCUAUGCGAGCUGGACCCGACCGGCUCGCCCUCCCGCUCGGCGCUGCUGGUGGAAGUAGAAGCGGAGGAGGUGUGCACUGCUGCUCCACUACUGGCCGUCACCCCGCGGCACCAGCCACAGACGCCAGUGUAUACGUACGGAGCGGCUGAAGCCACGUGGCUGUGCGAGACCAGCGCCGCGGUCACCGGCACGGCUGUAUUGCAGGCUAGUGGGGCUGUGGUGGUUUCUGGUGACCGGGAAAUAAAGAUUGAAGACAAAGCCAGUAGUAAAAGCAAAGCUCGUGAUCAGUCCAAGGUAGACAAAAAUAACUCGAAGCGAAAAAUCCACCGACAAACAAGUAUAGAAGAUGACGCCAAGUUUAUUAGAAAAACUAUUGAAGAAAUAGAAAGAGCAAGCUCCAGAUAUAAAAAUGAUGAAGUAGUUGAAUGUACAGAAAGAGCUCCAAGAGUUGAUGAUGAAGUGCCAUCCACGAGCAGAGCUUCCGAGGAACGAACGAGAGACAGACAACCAACUGAAACAAUAAAAAAACAAGAUAGUGUAGAAGACUCAAACAAAGAUGAAAGUAAAAGAAAAGACGGAGACAAAACAAAUGGUAAAAAAAAAUCUAAAUCAAGAGCAAGGCUAGAAAGAGAACAAUCGAAGCCAUCUGAGAGUGAUACAGAAGUAGACGUUGAUACAGUCACGGUUGAAAUACCGAGGCGACGGAAAAAACCAAGAAAACCAUCUGAAAGACCUAGAACUCCACCAGCAUCAUUACAUACAGAUUCUGAAGAAGAAGUGUUUGUUCUAAAACUUAAGGCUCCAGACGUAAGAGAAGGUUCUCCUGAAGUCAUCGUCAAGACUACGCGUAAAAUAUUUUCUCCCGUCGUUAGAAGUGGGGAGUCAGUGCCCAGAGCCGUCAUACCUGUGGAUGUGGCUGAUUUAGCUGAAGUCAAACCCUCGGAUCAUAGCACACAGAACCGAAGCAACGGCACCAAAAAGAAAAUGGAUAAUAAGAAUAACAAAAAACGGGAAGAAGCAAAUGCCAGUAGAUCUAAAAGUUCUGGUGACCUCCACGAAGGCGAAGAGCAGAGGAAGAAGACCAGGCCGCCGCUACCACUGUCACCAUCAUCACAGAGGAAGCCGCAGCCCAAGGAAACUGCACCGUCCAUUAGAAUUAUGAUACAGAAGUACAAUAUGAAGAUGAAUGAAGAAGGGCACACGUCAGGCAGCGGCAGCGGCGCGUCGUCGCCCGCGUGGCGCUCCCCCGCCGCUGAGCGCCGCCGCCCGCCCGACAUGCCCGUCGGGGUUAACAUCAGAAAUAACCCCUUCCUUGAAAGAGAAGUCCAGAAGUCGGCAAGUGCCUGUCAGCUGUCCCCCCGUGAUCACGCCUUCGUAGACAAGCCCCUCACCCCACCGCCACCAGCCUGCAUAGACGGAGUGCUAAAAUCUCAUAGUGCUAACGCGUUACAUCCAGAACUGAACAAGGAUAAACAAGAGGAAACCAAAGAUACCGAAGAAGCCAUAAGAAGCAGAGCCAGCACGGACACCAUAGUACCUGAUUUGACCAGAAACUUGCCGGUUUUCGCAUCAUUCUCCGACUCUCAAUCUACAUUGAAACAAUCUUCGGAAACUAACCAUCCAUUUCCGCUCAGCCGGUCUGAGACCUCGCAUCACUUCCCGACAACUACACAGUCUAUAACUAAUGUUAGGAAGACCAGUAUUUCCGAAAUGACUGUGGCUUCGUUCCAUCCUUGCGACACGUAUGAGCGGUCGGUUUCGGUGGCGGAGUCGACGGCGACGGUGUCAUCAGGUGACUCGGAGGCCACGGCGCGCGCGUCCGAGCGGGCCGCGAGGAUCCGGGCCGCCCGGGAGCGGUUCCUGGCAUCACCAGCUCCAAUGAGACGAGAAGGGACCAGCUCCGCCAGUGAUUUGAGGCCUGGAGACAGAUCAAGCCGCGUGAGUGAGCACAGCGCGCCGCGCGGCGUGGAGGAAUCUUCACUCAGCCGGUCCGCCUCCACCGGCAUGGUCAACGUGGAGAGGGAAGCCUGGGAGAGACUGGCUGAAGGUGGUCGCCGCCGCCCCCGCUUCAGCCUGGCUCGUCUGGCGGCGCGUCUGCGGCGGCGCGACGGCGGCGCGGUCUCGCGGCUGUGCCGGCAGAGCCUCCUCGUGCAACUCACCACGAGGACUGACAAUAAAUAGUGAUCGGUUCUGUGGCA